Anas platyrhynchos (mallard) is the source of this 550-nucleotide messenger RNA. NCBI's taxonomy places the organism in Eukaryota, Metazoa, Chordata, Aves, Anseriformes, Anatidae. The record is from RefSeq and is a predicted model, not a curated record.
AUGUUGGUGUUUGUGAUUUGUGCUUCAUGGGUUUACGACUUUCACUUUAGCUGGAAUCAAGUUCCUUAUGCUGUUGUCUGUGCUUUCCCUUCUAUCCUUGCCUUCACUACUGAUUCCAUUGAGAUCCGAUUAGUGGUGAGUGGAAACUUAGUCCACACAGCAGUUGUGCCUGAGCUUCAGCUUGUAGCAUCAAGGUCAGAUAUUUAUUUGAAAGCUACUGCUGCAGUAAGGGGAUCAUCUCAUAGCAGUUCUAAGGAAAUGAGUUCAAGUUCUCCUCAAGCACCGACGGCUUAUGAAAUACCAGAAUGUCCUCUUUCUUCUUCAGAAGGUGAAGUUCCAGGCUGGAGAAGUGGGCCCACGUGAACCUGAUGAGGUUCGACAAGUCCAAGUGCAAGGUGCUGCACCUGGGUCAGGGAAAUCCCAGAUAUGAGGACAGACUAGGAGAAGCACUCAUUGAGAGCAGACCUGCAGAGGAGGACUUGGGAGUUCUGGUGGACAAAAGGCUCGACAUGAACCAGCAGCGUGCACUUGCAGGCCAAAAGACCAACUG